This is a messenger RNA of Coniosporium apollinis CBS 100218, 1599 nucleotides long. RefSeq lists its product as uncharacterized. Gene Ontology annotation, molecular function: lipid binding. Bases 1 to 1599 code for a protein of 532 amino acids. The transcript has 4 exons. Gene Ontology annotation, cellular component: endoplasmic reticulum; ERMES complex. The record is from RefSeq and is a predicted model, not a curated record. Gene Ontology annotation, biological process: phospholipid transport; mitochondrion organization. NCBI's taxonomy places the organism in Eukaryota, Fungi, Ascomycota, Dothideomycetes.
AUGGCGGCGGCACAGGACUACCCACUGCCCUCGCAAUCCUCCUCCCUUUCCUUCACCCAAGGCUUCCUCCUCGGUCAGCUCUCCAUCGCCCUCCUAAUAGUCUUCUUCAUCAAAUUCUUCAUCUUCGGUGAACUCCCCUCCGCCGACACGCGCGCGGAAACCUACGCGCUCGCCCGCCGCCAACGCACCCUCUCCCACGCCGCCCAGCAGCGCCAGCAACAGCUCCAGUACCAGCGCUCCCCCCAGAAGCGGCCCCGCUCCUCCUCCACCACCACCUCCGCCCUCCCCCGAAACCUCGCGCGCAAACCCUCGAGCCAUGUCCUGAGGAACCCGCCGCCUCUCACUACGGCGAGUAUACUGAGGAAGACGUUUUAUAAUACUUCGGGACACCAGCCAGAGAGUCUGGACUGGUUUAACGUGCUGGUGGCCCAAACGAUCGCUGGGCUGCGGCAGGACGCGAGCGCCGACGACGCGAUACUCACGUCCCUCACCACUGCUCUGAACGGUGAGAAGAGGCCGGAUUGGCUUGGCGAGAUACGCGUCACGGAGAUUGCGCUGGGGGAGGAGUUCCCGAUUUUCAGUAAUUGCAGAGUCAUUCCCGUGGAGGAUGGGGUGUUGGGGAGUGUGGGUGUGGGAGGGGAUAAGGAGGUGGGCGAAGGGGGCGGAGGGAGGGAAACGAGGUUGCAGGCGCGGAUGGAUGUCGAUUUGAGCGAUGUGAUUACGCUGGGGGUCGAGACGACUCUGGUGCUGAAUUAUCCGAAGCCCGUUGUUGCGGUACUGCCGGUUGCGCUGGCGGUGAGCGUUGUGCGGUUUAGCGGGACGCUCUCCCUCUCAUUCAUCCCCUCCCCACCCCCCUCCAGCCCCCCAUCGCGCCCCUCCUCCUCUUCCUCCUCCACCGCAAACCCGGCACCCCCAACCUCCCUCGCCUUCACCUUCCUCGACGACUACCGGCUCGACCUCAGCGUGCGCUCCUUGCUAGGCUCCCGCUCCCGCCUCCAAGACAUCCCCAAGAUCGCAGAACUGGUUGAAUCCCGCCUGCACGCCUGGUUCGACGAGCGCUGCGUCGAGCCGCGCUUCCAGCAGAUCGUGCUGCCGAGCCUAUGGCCACGGAAGCGGAACACGCGCGGGGGCGAAGAGGACGGAAGCGACGUUGCUGUUCCAGCCGCCGAGGCAUCGUCAGCACUAGGUGCAGGAGCAGAAGCAGAAGCAGAAUCAGGUGAUGAAGCCGCGGCCAGGGCAACCCGGGAAGCGCGACGCGAGGACAACAAUGACGACGAGGACGCCAGACCAGACAACCACAUAGCAUCCAGCAGGAAAUCGCGUCUAGCCCCUGACAACCUGCUCGAUUCCGACUCAGAUGUCCCCAGCAGUCUGGAAGCCCGCCUGGUGCGCGAUGGCGCACUCCUGCGCGAAGCCGAGGAGCGGGCAGGCGAACGGCCGCGCAGGGCCCCGGAACGAUUCAUGGAGCGCGAGGGCCUGAGCAGGCGAGGCAGCGAGAGAGGUUCGCUGGGCAUGGAUCUGCAUCGGCGGCCCGGGCUGGGGAGCAGGGAAAGUAGUUGGGGGCCGUGGAGGAGGAUGCCGGGGAGUUUGCCUGCGUGA